UUUCUCUUUUCGAUGUUGUGUUUCUGUCUGCAAUUUUUUAAUUUUUUAGCAAUGCAAAUAUAGUAUAAACUAUUUAAAUGUUGUCUGAUACAUAAAAAAGUGUUACGUGAUGUGGUUGGAAGGAGAUGUGAUAUAAAGUUAAUGAUCAAAUAGAAAAAAAUCAAGGAAAAUAAGACUUUCCGUCCUGCGGAAGUUGGCUACAACAACAACGUAAAAUACGGUUUGAAUGUGUGUGAGAUUGUUAUUGUGUUCAUAAAAUGUUAAUAAAUAUAUAGUAGAAGAGAUAAAAUAAAAGAAAAAGUAAAAUUCGCAUACACACACAAAUAAUACAAUAGCAACAAAAAAUAUUUUAAUUGAAUCCACGCAAUUUUGAGAAUUAUAAGAUUUAAAAUUGGCAUCACGUCAUCGUAGAUAUUGGAGCCGCUAAGGGAAUGCUAGCAAACUGAGUAAUCAUCUUUAUAGAAGAACAACGAAAAGAGAACAAAAAUAAUAAAAUAAUAUAAAUAAAAUACAACAAAACAAUAAAAUAGUUAUUAGCAGCACAUAACGUCCUCUGCGGCCUAUUUUUCACCCUCAAUGAAAACGUUGUCGGCUCAUAUACUGUGAUGAUAAAGCAAAAUAAACACCUUCACACACAUUUCUAUGUAUGUAUGACCGAUGUCCGAACACACAUGCACCCGCGCACUCUACACUUGUUCAUGUUUAAUACAACGCAACAUUCGUAUUAGCACGCAUUGCUUUAUCUAUUUGUGGAUUUAACACAAAUUGUAUUUGGUGUUGCUUGCCGCUGUUGCAGAAACAAAUGUUGGUGCCACUAUAAUUGGCGGCAGUAGAAGAAGAGAUCGAACGAAAAACAAAGCACAAAAAUAAAAACAACAGUAACGCACGCUAUGAGUUGGCUACGUACAAGUCCUUUGCGGCAGAGCCUAACACGAAACCCAAGCAAUGGUUCCGGUUCGAGCAGUUCCUUUGCCUCUGGACAAAAUUCGGCACUUCGGCAAAGACCCAUAGAUACAGCAACAGACUGUGAUCCUAGAGCUUGUUACGAUAGCUUUUGCAAACAUUGGCAACAAGCUUACGAUAUUAUACAAAAAUCCGAUGGACCUAACAGACCCCCCACACAUGAUGAUGUGCUCGCUGUGGUCUCUCAUUUGGAUUUUAUGGUGACUUUGCUUUUAGUCGAAUUGCACCAUUGUAAUAAAAUUAGCUUACCUGAUGUCUCAAAUACACCAGCAGCACCAUGUUUGGAAUAUUUACUGAGUGAGAAUCUGCUAGAUAAGCUUUACGAAUGGGGAUGCACCACGGGUCGUUAUGCAAAUGCAGUCCGAUUGGAACAAUUGAAGCUUUAUGAACUCUUGGUGAGUCAUUCCAGACAUCAGCUGCUGUGCCACGAACCGUUUCUAAGGCCGCUGCUUAAAAUUCUGGCCUCAAGUCAAGGCGAAAUAUUUCCCCCAGAUUUGGAAAAACGUUUGGUUAUUUUACUCAAUCAACUAUGUGUGGUCUUAAUGCAAAAUGUGCAUUUGUUGGAUUUAUUUUUCUUCUCAUCGGCCCAGGAGACACAAAGCAAAAACAACUUCAUCAUAUUUUCCCUUCUUAUACCCUAUGUACAUCGCGAAGGCAGCUUAGGCCAUCAAGCCAGAGAUGCGCUUUUACUAUGCAUGGCUUUGUCACAGAAAAAUUCAAACAUCGGCACAUAUAUAGCACAAUAUUCCUCUAUGUGUCCAUUAUUGGUAACAGGACUAGGAGGCCUAUAUUCUCGACUACCGAACUCCAUAGAAAUCAAUUCGAUAGAUUGGCAUCGCAUUACUCCCGAUGAUGUUACAGAAAUACCCGAAUUGACUUUAUUCAUGAAUGCUUUGGAAUUUUGCAAUGCCGUUGUUCAAGUGGCUCAUGAAAUGAUAAAAACCCAGUUGCUUGAUUUCAUGUAUCAGGGAUUCAUUGUGCCCGUUUUGGGUCCAGCAUUACUGCAGACACUAAAAGGCAAACAUUUCCAGACCAACGUCGAAUCUCAAAUAUCCGCUAUGUCCUACUUGGAUUUAAUUUUGCGUUCAGUAACCGAACCUGCCCUUAUGAAAUUGUUCGUGAAAUUUCUCUUAGAUGUGGAAAAAUUUGAUGGGGAACGCAUAUUGGAUACAUUAGUUGAACGUCUCAAAUCUUCAGAUUCAAAUCUAUGCAUGGUUACAAUGGCCUUGUUCGAUACCAUACUAGGAUUGCAUUGUGAAGAUUUAAUGUUGGAAUUAUUAUUGAAGUUCCUGUUGCCAGGAAAGCAUGUGCCCAUAUCAUAUCGUCACAAAAUCAAUCGAGUGGAUCCCUACACCAAUGCAGCCGAUUUCUUUUUGGAACUAACACCUGAUGUCAUGAAAAGAGUAAGAGAACUAACCAAACACAAACACUUGGGAGACACUGCCCAUCAUACACAUCCCACAAUGCCCUCGCCGACAUCUACUCUAAGCAAAACGAUUGGAGCUAAUUGGAAUUAUUAUGGUUUACAUACAGGCGAUAGUCUAUACGCCAAUUAUCAUGCAUAUUUGUUUGAGGCACAUUUUCGCAUAGUGCAGUGUUCAAAUGCCUGUUCGGUGUGGUCUCAUGACUAUAGAUAUCAGAAAUGGCCCCGUAAAUCGACCAAAGCAACUAAUCAGACAUUGGAAAUGGUAAAGCAAUUCCUUAAUGAAUUCGAUAACAAUAGUGCAGAUCAAUCAUCAAACUCUAAUGCGCCCUUAAUGGUCUAUGAUGAUAAAAAACAGUUGGAUAGUUUACAAUCGAUCGGAGAGUCGAGUGGUUAUGAGUCGUUUAAAUGGAGACCAGCCGAUGAAGAAGCACCCAGCGAAGAUAUACAUUACUCAAGUGGGGCCCAACAUACCACCGGCCAACCCUUCACAAUGGGAGGUGAUAUGGAUUUGGAUACAAGCAAUGCAAGCGGUAAAUUAGUCAUUGGUGGAGUGGCAACAAAACGAGAUUUUUGGCGUGUUUCGAAAAAUCGAAAUGAUUUAAAUUUAACCGAUUUGGAUUUUUCGGAAGAUUUGUUUGCUCAAGGGACAGUCUCAUUGGGUCCCUUUUUAAAUGCCAUUUGGGCUAAACUGCAAACCUUUACCAGCAACACGCUUUACGUCAAUCUUCACUUGACUGGCCUUAUAACGCGAUUGGCUUGUUACCCAUUGCCACUGAUACACUCGAUACUUUUACGUCCAGACAUUGUCAUUACAUCCGAUACACCAUCAUUUCACCAAGUCCUACGCAUACUCAAGCAACAAAUCGAUGCCGAAUUACCAGUUGUAGAAGACUCACUCGAAAUUAUUGACGUUGCUCGUUCAAAUCUUAUAGAUCGUGAAUUUCGCUUGAUGAAUGCCCGCAAAGCAUCUGAAAAUUCUCCCAUACAUGUGGCCAAAACACUACAAACACCACAAUCAGCCUAUGCCCAUCUGUCGGCCACUUCGCCAGUCCAAGUAACGCCCUCCUCGUCGUAUGAUCCAUUUAAACGUAAUGACAACAAAAGAAAAAGUAUUAGUAAAUCUUUUACGAGUAUGUUUAGCCGCAAAACUAAUGCUACAUCUGGCUUAUCACAAAUUUAUGCAUUCUUCACCGGUGGUCUAUCGGGAGCUAAUGGCACAACAUCAACUAACGGAAAUCAAACACAAAAUCCAACUCAAACCAAUAAUGCAGCCGUUACACGUGAGACUAGUUUAACAACUUUACCACCAACGCCAUCUGUGAAAGUAUCUAGCAGUGGUGUAACAACUACAAAUUCCUCCACAUCUUCAAGAGAACGCUCAAUUGAACGUGGUAGUAGUAUCAGCAGCACCAGUACAUUGCAAUCCAAUAGUUCAGCAACUCCAUACCAUCACAAUACACCGCUGCAACAUAAUUUAUCGGUCACAACUCUAUCUUCACUGAGCGAAAGGGUUGGUGCAUCUUCAAACAUGUUGGGUGGUUCAUUGCUGAGUGGUAGUGGUGUAGGAGGAGGUCAAGGCUCUGGACCGGCAUCUUUGGAUUCGUUAGGUGGAAUUGGAGGCGGUACUGAACGUACACGUGACUUGGCCUUAUGUGCCGUUCUCUUAGAUGAAUGGCUGAAGGAAUUGGCUGCUAUAGCACAAGAACAAAGUGUUAUUAUGAUUAAUGUAGGUUACUGACGGCGACGAAGGCAUCACCAUCCCCUUAAGUAUAUAAGUCAUCAACAGUAUCAUCAUUAUCAUAUGUCAAUUAAUUGUUUUCAUUGUUAAUAUUGUAUAUACGAUUUUUGGAGCAAAGUUUUGCAAUUGUAUUUUCUUAUUUUUUUUUACUUAUUCUACAAACAGAUAUUUAGCUAUUAAGAGUAAAUUAAAGAAAAGGCAACCUUUGGUAUAUCUUUUUCAAAAAGAUUUUAAUAAUAUUUCUUGUAUACAAUUCUGUCCACAUGUUGCAAAAAUGUUUUUGUAGAAAAAAAAAAAUUGUGUCACUUUUGAAUAUGAUGGUAUUCCAGUAAACUCUUCCAUGGUCAUUUCCUAUAUAUACUUUAUAAAAUUCUUAAACGAUCUGGCCUUGAUUUUAAUUAUGCUUUGUAUUGGAUAUGUGUUUUCAUGAGCUUACAAAAAGCUUAUUUUCUAAUAAAUUCCACUUGGCUGUAACUGUCAGAUAGACCCAUAGAUCUUAAGAUUAAGAUUUCGCUGAA
Molecule: messenger RNA, 4645 nt
Organism: Stomoxys calcitrans (stable fly)
Lineage: Eukaryota; Metazoa; Arthropoda; Insecta; Diptera; Muscidae
Product: FHIP family protein GG24907
Exons: 7
Coding region: 891-4127 (1078 amino acids)
Source: RefSeq, a predicted model, not a curated record